AUGGCGACAAGCAAGCCGCUGUACCUGGACACCCCGCUGGUGUACUCGAAGCACAUCUCGCAUGCGCUCGGGGCGAACGUCUACCUCAAGCUUGACUCCUACAAGUACCGCGGCAUCUCGCGCUUCGUCCAGAAGGCCCUCGAAGAGCACGGCCCGCACGUCCACCUCGUCGCCGCCUCGGGCGGGAACGCGGGGCUCGCGGCCGCCUGCGCGGGCAAGGCCCUCGGGCUGCGCUGCACGAUCUUCCUGCCCGAGGGCGCGUCGGCGUCAACGCUCGACUUCCUCAAGAUGGAGGGCGCGGAGGUCGUCGAGCGCGGGAGCUGCUACCAGCACGCGCUCGACGCGGCGAUCGAGCUCGUCCGGUCUUCGAAAGACGCCGUGAUGGUGCCGGCGUACGACGAGCCGCUGCUCUGGGACGGCCACGCGUCGAUGGUCGCCGAGUGCGCAGCGCAGCUGCCCGCAGGCGUGGCACGGCCCGACGCCGUCGUGUGCUGCGUCGGCGGCGGCGGGCUCGCAGGCGGCGUCAUGCUCGGGUGCGCGCGCGCCGGCUGGGACGCCGUCCCGCUCGUCGCGGUCGAGACGCACGGCUCGAGCUGCUUCUACCAGUCGCUCGCGCUCAACGCGGGGAGCGCGUUCCCCGGCGCGCCGCUGCCGCCGCGCGCGGGCACCGAGGCGCUGCACGACGCGGCGCACGACGUCCGCUACGCGCGCCUCGCGACGCUCACGUCCAAGGCGACGUCGCUCGGCGCGUCGUGGCCGAGCCCCGGCGUCGUGAAGAUGGCGCUCGAGAGGGCGGGCGGUGUCAGGUCGGUCUGUGUCUCGGACGAGAUGGCGAUGGAGGUCGCCGUGCGGUUCGCAGACGAACACAAGAUCAUGGCCGAGCUCGCAUGCGCGGCGACUCUCGCGCCCGCCUACUACAAAGAACUCUUCGACAAGCUUGUACCGCCGAAGCCGAACGGCGAACCACGUAACGUGAUCUUUAUCGUGUGCGGCGGCUUCAAGGUCUCUGUCGCGGAGCUCAUGGAGUAUGCCAAAACCGCGGCAGGAGACAAGGCACCAGACUGGGAGGUCUUGUGCAACGGAGAGCGGUGGAGUAUCUUGAAACAGUAGAACCGAAAACACAUUGGGUGCAUCUUACAAUGUAGAAUUCCCCAUAUAUCCUGGAGUUUUGUACGAAAAGCCAUCCUAUCUUUAAUGUCGGGUCUGUGUGCAUAGAGUUAACGUUACGAUGACUUUGUCGCGUCCGCCACCUCGCUCUCUCGCCGAGCCUUGGCUGCGAGUCGUUCUGCCUUGAUACGCGCCAGCUCUUCCUUGAGGGUUACUUUGUCGUUGGGUAGAUUCUGCAGAAUCCCGUGGUCAGAGGC
Phanerochaete carnosa HHB-10118-sp is the source of this 1364-nucleotide messenger RNA. RefSeq lists its product as uncharacterized. The record is from RefSeq and is a predicted model, not a curated record. The transcript is spliced from 4 exons. Gene Ontology annotation, biological process: L-threonine catabolic process; L-serine catabolic process. Gene Ontology annotation, molecular function: threonine deaminase activity; L-serine ammonia-lyase activity. The coding region runs from base 1 to 1110 and encodes 369 amino acids. Lineage: Eukaryota; Fungi; Basidiomycota; Agaricomycetes; Polyporales; Phanerochaetaceae.